AUGGCUAUUGCGUCCUUCUACUUAGUUUUACAUGAUGUUCAUUGUUGUUCAUCGUCACCUUAUCGAAGCUUAUUUUUGAAUAAUGUAUGUGAUUAUCCGUACUCUGGUAUUAAUACCGAAGAAAAAUUAAUAGAUCUUGACCACGAUGACUUUGCGUCAUAUUUGCUCGAAAGUAUACAAAAUACAAACGUUAUCGUAUCACCAAUAGGUAUUCAAUUGAUUUUGUCAAUAUUAGCAUUGGGUGCCAGAGGAGUGACACAACAACAAAUAUUAAGAGUAUUAAGUUAUCGACUAGUAAACACAUCAACUGAUGAUUAUUUUAUUGCCAAUCGUCUUUAUGUACAAAAUGAUACUAAUCGCCUAUUAUUUAAUAACGAUUACAUCAAUCAAUUGAAACGAUUGUAUAAAUGUGACGUUAAACAAGUCGAUAAUUUUCAAGAAAAUCGAUUACGCAUAGCAGAAGAAAUUAAUCAAUGGGUGGAAAAACAGACACAUUAUUUAAUUGAAAAUGCUUUUCAUCCAGGUUUAAUCACACCUCGUACAAAUAUGAUUCUUGUCAACUGUGUUUAUUUCGAAGGUAAAACUAACUGGUUUUAUUUCUUGAAGUACAAAAAGGUAUGGUUCGUGAGAUAUAAGCGUUUUAUGUCUUUUUCGUAAAAUAUCAAUAGCUAAGAGAGAUCAAAACUUUUUCUUUUUACUAAAAUCAACUCGAUUGUUGGUUUAAUGAAGAUGCAUAAACAUUCGUUAAACCGACAAGUUCUUGAUUUGGUAUAUAAUUCAUUUGUUCUAUCCUCUUUGAAUUAUGGUUCUGUUAUUUUUUCCCUUACAACUAAAACUAAUAUUGAAAAACUUGAGAGAGUUCAAUAUCACGCUGCUCUCGUUGUCCUGGGAGCUAUGAAGGGAUCUUCAGCCGGAAAAGUUUUAUCGAUUUUGGGAUGGCUUACCUUGGAGGAGCAUUUUAAACUUAUGCGAUUAAGUUUGUAUUCGAAAAUAGUUAAGAAAAUAGUACCUGAUUAUCUUUUAAACCA
Molecule: messenger RNA, 1028 nt
Organism: Didymodactylos carnosus
Lineage: Eukaryota; Metazoa; Rotifera; Eurotatoria; Philodinida; Philodinidae
Source: the annotation of a GenBank genome assembly